Melanotaenia boesemani (Boeseman's rainbowfish) is the source of this 1374-nucleotide messenger RNA. RefSeq names its product olfactomedin 4, tandem duplicate 2 (gene olfm4.2). NCBI's taxonomy places the organism in Eukaryota, Metazoa, Chordata, Actinopteri, Atheriniformes, Melanotaeniidae. The coding region runs from base 1 to 1374 and encodes 457 amino acids. The record is from RefSeq and is a predicted model, not a curated record. The transcript has 5 exons. Gene Ontology annotation, biological process: signal transduction.
AUGAUGCUUCAAGUUCUGCUGCUGCUCCUACCUGCCCUCAGUCCUGCUUUGUCCUGGAUUCCAGUGCAAGAUUGGGAGUCUGGAAAUGUGACCGCAUCAGUGGGUUUGUCAGGUCAGUGUGUUUGUCAGGUGUAUCUACCUGACACAACAUUCCCUGCCAACCGGGUUCAGCACAUGCAACAAGUCAGCAAGGACUUGAUUCUGGAAAUGGAAAUCCAAAUAAACAAGAUGGAGCGUUAUGAGGUUAAGCUGGUGAACUAUCUUAAGGAACUGACAGAUCUGACUUAUAGAGUGUCAGUACUGGAAGGAAGCUCUGAAAAUUACAUCAAGCUGGACUUUGAGCUGCUUAGGAUUGAAAUCAGAGAGUUUGAAUAUCUAGUGUAUCAGCUCAAACACUCCCUUAACUCCUCUUCACCCCUGUUUGACAGUCUGUAUACUGAGAUCCGCAACAUGACCCUCAUUGUGAAGCAGCUUGAAACUUACGACAAUCAAAACCUGGAGGUGAUUCGCAUCAAGUUUGCAAAGCUGCAGAAGAAGCUGGAGGAGUGCCAGAAGGACCAUGAAUUCAUCCAGCCAGAUAUCGGCAACUGCAAUCACACAGGGAUCUUGAGUAUCAGUAAACCAGUGGUGGUCCAACUAAAUGCUCAUCUGUCAGCAAGCUACCAAUAUGGCGGCUGGGGCAAAGAUUCAAAGCCUGUUCGAGGUUAUGAGAAUAUGUACUUCUAUGGUGGAUUUAGCAGUCCUGCAGUGUAUGAUUUCUAUUUGUACUCUGACUAUGAAAAACUGAUUCUGAGAAAUGCAUUUCAACACCGUGACAUAAGAGGGUGGGAAGGUACUGGGAAUAAUUACAUAGUUCACAGCAAUACCAUCUACUACCAGCGUUAUUCACCUUUCAGUAUGGCGAAGCUGAAUCUGACUGCUCUCAAAUAUGACUAUAGAGUGAUUUCAGAUGCAAGUCAAACAUUCUCCUACAUCUACUCACAUAAUCAGUACCUUGAUUUUGCAGCUGAUGAAAAUGGCUUGUGGGUGAUGUAUGCCUCAGAGAAUAGCAAAGGUAAAAUAGUUCUUGCUAAGAUUGAUGAAAAGUCUUUUGGCAUCAAGGAUGUGUGGAACACUGGCGUGUUUAAGCAGUCGGCUGGUAAUGCUUUUAUGGCCUGUGGAGUCAUGUAUGUCACCAGAGCGGUGGAUGCCAACACUGAGGAGAUCUUUUACGCAUAUGACACUAAAACCAAAGAGGAGAAACAACUCAGCAUUCAGUUUAAGAAGUUCCAGGAAAAAUACAGCAACCUGGACUAUAAUCCGUCUGAUCAGAAGCUCUACAUGUACAACAAUGGCUAUUAUGUGUCCUAUAAUGUGAGCUUUAACAAAAAAUAA